Messenger RNA from Candidula unifasciata, 1598 nucleotides. The record is from the annotation of a GenBank genome assembly. NCBI's taxonomy places the organism in Eukaryota, Metazoa, Mollusca, Gastropoda, Stylommatophora, Geomitridae.
GCGGAGACAUCGCCACGUUCUGCUCUGAUGAUGUCAAACGAGGCAAGUCUUUGUAUCUAUCCAACCAUGAGUAUCCUGGGUCAAUCCGCCCCAGACCUGAAGGUCACGACUGCCAGUGUAUUGUCAGGACAGCUCACCCACAGGGUAUCGCUAUUCACGCCAUCGAUGUCCUUCUGGCUUGGGCCGAUAUAGGACCCAUGGAGUGCAGGAGAAGUCUCAAAAUCCAGGAUCAAAUGACGUACCAAAGAGAUAUACAGUGUGCGCACAGAGGUUACUAUGGGUUCAAAUCCAUAUACAGUCGACCUGUCAGCAAUGUCACCGUGACGUUGUCCAGUCAACCCGGAGACGGCAUGGCUUUCGUCUGGUUACAAGUGAAAACUAAUGAUGCUGAUGGAUCUGUAGAGGUCAUCUGUGGGCAACCCUUGCAGGAUCUGUUGAAUCGACUGCGCCACCAGUCGGAGUCCAGACAGAGGGAGAGUACCACAAGCACAGAGAGUGACAACACAGGAGAAGAUGACAGGCUGUCCCCUGACGGUGAAAGUAAAUCCAAUGGAACUAAUGUUAUUUUGAGAACGGGACCUCACGCCAUGAACUCUGACCUAGCUGCCAUUGUGGGCGGAAUUGUGGUUGCUGGGUUUAUACUUAUUGCCAUGGUGAUAAUUGCUAUGGCAUUUCACUGCAAGAGAAUGCGAAAAGAAAAGAGACAGCCCAAACCACUGGAGCUGUACCCUGCUGUCAACUCUGAGCCGUUGGAUUUGUCCUCUUACUGCAGAUACGAUUAUGACGAUGACCACCUGUGCACAAUUAGCCGAUCCCCAAUGAAGAUGGCAACUCUCGCUGAUGAAGGCGGACUGGUUAAUAAACCUUGUGUCAUUCACAGAGACCUUUCGCCAAGCCCCCCAUUGCCUCCGGGAAUUUCAACGCCACCACCGUCUAUUCAGAAUCAGCCAUUAUUGUCAGGAAGAUCAUACCGAGAGGUACAUUACCCUGGCGAUAUGUCCUUGAGAUUUGUGAAGCCUUUAAUUAACAAUGGCAGUGCUUUGACACCUACAACUAUUGAUAUUGAAUCCUACGACCAACAUCUACAAGGACACACCACUCUACCUGCCAACCGAAAAGCAGUACUGAUCAGCUGCGGGCCUAAAAGCCCACUAGGAAAACGUAGCAAAAGCGUGACCUUCUCACAGCCUGUCGCCAUGGUUACACCCUUGAAUUCUGAAUCAGAGGAAUCUGUUGAGAAGCCAAUGGUGACUGCAGACGUUGAGGACCCCAGUUAUGACAACUUAAAUAAAUUAGACAUCCCAGAUUACCCUAUCAUACCAGGUAAAGCAGAGCUCAUUAAGAUCCCCAGGUGGGACAUGGAUUACACAGAAGAAGACAGCCCUACUAGACCCAUGUCAACUUUCCAGAAUAGUCCUAGCCCUACUUCAGACACCAAGACCUUUAUUAGCCCAUUCUUUGAGUUUAAUCCAGAUUUAGAAUCUGAGGACAAUUUGCACACAUCUGAGUCCCCCGCCUUCUGGUCCUCAACUGGUCAUGUUAAACCACUGAUUUUGCCAAAACCACAAAAGGCAGAAAUGUAUGAGACAGGGGUGUAG